Molecule: messenger RNA, 747 nt
Organism: Cicer arietinum (chickpea)
Lineage: Eukaryota; Viridiplantae; Streptophyta; Magnoliopsida; Fabales; Fabaceae
Product: large ribosomal subunit protein bL12c-like
Biological process (GO): translation
Cellular component (GO): ribosome
Molecular function (GO): mRNA binding; structural constituent of ribosome
Source: RefSeq, a predicted model, not a curated record
CCUUAGGACCAAACAAAUCCAAAACCCACCCACACAUUCCAUUUUAUUCUCGUUCUUCUUCUUCUUCAAUCUGAACCAGAAAAUCCUCAACACAAAAAUGUCUCACAACUCCAUAAGGUUCAUAAAAUUGAUUCGCUCUCUCUCCACUGAAGCAGCUCGCACUCACAAAGUUGAACGCAUUGCAGAUGAACUUCUCAACCUCAACAGAUUCGAAAGACACGAUUUUACCGUCCUAUGGAGACUCAAAAUGGGCCUCGACCGUUACGGUGCUCCAGUUGCCGGACCCGGUCCAUUAGGCCCAACUUCAUCCGGACCCGCGGCUGCAGAUGCAAGCGCCGCAGCGGCAGAGAAGACGGCUUUUGAUAUAAAGCUGGAGAAGUACGAUUCCGCUGCGAAGAUCAAGAUAAUUAAAGAGGUUAGGUCUUUUACUGAUUUAGGGUUGAAAGAAGCUAAGGAUUUGGUUGAGAAAGUUCCUUGUGUUUUGAAAAAGGGACUCACUAAGGAAGAGGCUAAUCCCAUUAUUGAUAAGCUUAAGGAGUUAGGUGCCACUGUUGUCCUUGAAUAGUUUUCUUUUAUUUUUGUUAGUUGUAGAAUCAUUUGUUCUUUUGGAUUACUUUUAUUUUGCUAUUGGCAUAAAGUUUUAUAACAAAAUGGCCAAUUUUUAUUUCAUGGAAUGGUGUCUGCUUGAUUUGUUGUUUUACAAUGUUAGCACAAGAUGAGAAAUCUCAGAAACUCUUGUUUUUUUUA